This is a messenger RNA of Bombina bombina (fire-bellied toad), 2199 nucleotides long. It is a transcript of the gene RFLNB, whose product is annotated as refilin B. Gene Ontology annotation, molecular function: filamin binding. The coding region runs from base 302 to 910 and encodes 202 amino acids. Gene Ontology annotation, biological process: skeletal system morphogenesis; negative regulation of chondrocyte development; actin filament bundle organization. The record is from RefSeq and is a predicted model, not a curated record. NCBI's taxonomy places the organism in Eukaryota, Metazoa, Chordata, Amphibia, Anura, Bombinatoridae. The transcript has 3 exons. Gene Ontology annotation, cellular component: actin filament bundle.
UAGUAGGAUCACUCGUCGCCCUACAGCCCUUUCAUAGAGCUGCCUCUUGCCACAGUUCCCUGGAAACUUGCUAUAAACUCUUAUCUUUGUAGGAGGGCUGGGAAAGGGAAUCUCCCUCUAGACAAACACUGGACCAGUCAUGUGUGUGUAAUUAACUGAACGUAGUCUGCAUUUUACUACAACAGGUGUUGUUUAUAACCACUGUUUAUUAUCACGUUGUAUCCUGUGGGUACCAACAAGUCACAUUCCCAGAGGCUGCCAGUCAAACAAAACUGUGUCCUCAGCUGAGGUCCUGGCUGCAAUGGUCGGGAGGCUGAACCUGCAGGAUGUCCCUGAUCUGCUGGACAUGAAGAAGAAGGGUGAGAGGGUUCUGGAUAGUCCAGAUUCUGGGCUCCCUCCCAGCCCCUGUCCCAGUAACUGGCUUUUGACUGCAGGAGUGGCAGAGAAAGCUAUUGAACAAGAACCUUCACCAGCACAGGGGAACUUGCCUCUCUUAAGUCUGACAAAUAACUGCAUUCCAAGACUGUGCCCUUUGUCUUUUGGAGAGGGUGUGGAGUUUGAUCCUUUGCCUCCUAAAGAAAUAAGGUACACCUCCUCAGUUAAAUAUGACUCUGAUAAACACUUCAUUGACAAUAUCUACAUGCCGGUCGGACUGGGCCUCUCCUCCUGCAGACAAACAGUGAUCUGUGUCCCAAAUUGCACAUGGCGCAACUAUAAAGCAGAGGUCUACUUUGAACCUAAGAAUAAGCCUCAGAGGUUCAUGAGCACCACUAUUGUGUAUCCAAAACAUACAAAAACUGUCUACACAACUACGUUGGAUUUCAACUGCAAGAAGUUCAUGAGGCGUUUUCUGUCAAGUGUAGAGUUGGAAGCUGCUGAUUGCUUAGGUGGUGAAUGCUACAUGGAUUAAUAUUGAAUUUAUAUAUCUCAUUCUGUUUGUUAACAUUAUUGAUUUGAGCUAUAAAAGGUCAUUAUAGUUGCAAGUUAAAUGUAACAAAACAAGAAAAGCCUUGUAUAGACGUGAAAAAUGUAAAGGUUAUCCAUAUGACGAUAAGUUAACCUGCUCAUUAAUUAAUUAUUUGGUUGACUGCACCAGUUACCAUUCAAUAAUUGUUGAAUUAUCUAACAGAAUUAUAUGAUUUGGAUGUUAACUAUAUUAGUGUAAGGCAAAUAUUGUUUGUGAAACAGCAAUUAAGAUAUGGAUGUCCACCAAAGAAAAAAACAAACUAUGCUUCCUUAUACUUAACAAAAAAUACAUAAUUUAUGACAAAUUAGUUAUUUCAUAUGAAUGAUGAAGUUGGAGAUUUAGGACUUUAAAACUAAACUCAAAUAAAACAAGAACUUUACCGUCAUCAGUAGGAUUCCACAAUAACCUUACUGAGAUUGAUUUGAGACCAAAAAUGGGAAAAUGCUACAGGAGAGUUUUAGGGAAAAACUCACACAAAAUGACAUUUCUGGGGUGAGAUUAAAAUGUAAUACUUGACAUUGGAAUAAUUUCUGAUCCUCUGUUUCCGGUUUGUAUAGGAAAUAAAGCACUUCAAAACUGACAAAUUCUAUGGUCAUAUCAUUAUUAAACAGACAGUUAAGUCAAAGAUAACAUUUCAUGAUUCAGACAGAGCUUGCAAGUUAAAAAAAAAUUGUUUCUUCUGUUAUCAAAUAUGCUUUAUUUUCUUGGUACCCUUUGUUUAAGAGUAAACCUAUGUACUCUUAGGAGCGUGCACGUAUCUUGAGUACUACAUGGAAGCAGGCUCUUCAACAAUGUAUAACAUAUUGUUGCCAACAUUGCUGCCUUAGAUUGCCAAAGACACAUGCAUGCUGUUGAGCUCCUAUGAUUUACUAUUCAACAAAGGAAUGUAGCAAUUCUUAUGACAGAAAUACAGUGUAUGUGCACUGUAUAUGUGCACUGUAUAUAUGUGUAUAUAUAUAUAUAUAUAUAUAUAUAUAUAUAUAUAUUAUUAUGUACUAUAUAUAUAUAUAUAUAUAUAUAAUUUUAAAUCACAUGCUCAAUCUAAACCAUGAACAUUUAAAUUUGACUUUACUGUCCUUUUAAACAAUGUAGAUUGUUGCGUGCAGAGUUUUAACAUGAAACUAUGUAUACGUUAAUUUGUAUAAUUUUGCUCACACAUGAUUGUUUUUCUACAGUUCUUAAUAAACAUUUUAAAACAAGAAAAUAAAAUAAAGAAUAAUGAUAUAAAAGUU